Molecule: messenger RNA, 1620 nt
Organism: Linnemannia hyalina
Lineage: Eukaryota; Fungi; Mortierellomycota; Mortierellomycetes; Mortierellales; Mortierellaceae
Source: the annotation of a GenBank genome assembly
AUGGCCAGCCCUAUCGGUAUCUUGAACUCUCAGCAACAGAGCUCGGUCAAUACUCCGACUAACAAACAAACCAUAUGUGGCACUGUCAUCGCCAUCGAUUACGGCGUGGACAGAUUCUCGGUCGGAUACAUCAACCCCGCGACCAACGAACACGAACUCUUCCCCGACAAUGAAGGCGAGACUUGGAUUGCCUCCCUUGUCCGCAUCACUGACCACCCCGACGGCACCCAAGACGUCCUCGUUGGAAAAGACGCCGUUCUCCGACCCCUUGGCGCACACGAAAAUGCCGUCGGAGGGUCCAUCAGGCUCCAACAGGAACAAUACUUCACCCAAAUCCGAACCACCAACUAUAGUAACCCCGUUCCCAAACACAUAUAUGACUUUCAACCCGAUGUUGCCUAUGGUCUAGGAUUACCCGAGGCGAUGCCCAUCGUCUUCUUGGGCCAGCACCUGGGGCGGUGGUUGAAUUCUGCGGUGCCAAGGAGUACGUGCGUGGAUGGGAAGUACAAGCUUGUUGGGGAUGAAUGGAAGGGCAUCGCGGGGAUGCCGUCGAUAGGGCCGUAUGCGUAUAAUUCCAACGCGGGUGAGUGUGAGUUGCAUGCGAAGUCGGAUGCGGAGAGAGAUUGGAAGGAUCAGGUGGCGAGGAACGGGUAUGAGCGGCGGCAAAAGAUCCAGUCUUUUUUGAUGGGACGAGCCAAGGAAUUGGCCGAGACGCGGUUGCUAAAGGGAAAUGUCAAGUUUGCGGUGGUGGUGAUCCCUUCUUUGUCAACCAACCCAUCAAAGAGUCCGCAGCCUGAAUCGACGAUUGACGCCGCUGCCCGGGCUGGAUUGGAGACUGUUCGGGUCCUGGACAACUCGGAGGCUGCUGUUCUUGCGUACGAGUCGGUGAUUUCCAGGGAAGAGGCCAUUGCAGGACGACCACAGAGGAUUGUGGUGUACUACUUGAACAACCUCACCGAGGGGAUUACGGUGUUCGAAGCCUCCCGUGCCCAGUCGUCCGAGGACAAGGAUGAGGGUGGGUUCUUGGGGUUGAAGGAGGUGGCCAAGUAUCAUUUCUACCAGUCGGUUAAGACGCGGAUGCUGUAUGCCAUGGCCAAGAAGAUAUUCGAGAAGUACACCGCAGGGGAAUACCACACGAACGAGAACUCUUCUAACGCCACUGGUGUUCAUGCCGAACAACUUCCUCACCCUGACGCUUCCGAAUGGGCCAUGAACAUGAUUUAUAUCGCCGUAAGAUGGGCUGAAAUGUGGAGUCCCGAGACGGGGGAUGUCCAGGAACAGUACUGGGUCUCGGCUCACAACUACGUCUUGUUCUCGCAUCAGGAGUGGUGGGAUUUCGAGAAGGAGUUCUUGAAGACGCAUUAUAGGAAUAUGUUGGAGCGAGCGUAUGAGAAGAGCGGAGUUAAGGAGGAAGAGAGGCGGGUAAAGUUGGAUUUGUUUUUGGUCGUGGAUCAAUCGCAGUUCAAAAAUAUCUCAUCUGGUGCCAUGAUGGAGGCUCUUGGUGGUGGGGUGAGGGAGUUGUAUGAUCCGGCGAUUGCGCCUGAACAUGCUGAUUCUUAUGGUGCCGCGCGACUUGCAGAGUACCUUACCAAGCGGUCUUCUCACUCUUCCUGCACAUGA